Molecule: messenger RNA, 2015 nt
Organism: Mangifera indica (mango)
Lineage: Eukaryota; Viridiplantae; Streptophyta; Magnoliopsida; Sapindales; Anacardiaceae
Product: probable serine/threonine-protein kinase PBL8
Exons: 7
Coding region: 222-1505 (427 amino acids)
Biological process (GO): protein phosphorylation
Molecular function (GO): protein kinase activity; ATP binding
Source: RefSeq, a predicted model, not a curated record
GUAAAAAAAGCAGCCAAAAAAGAAGGCAAGAGGAGAUCCACAUACCGUUUGGUAAAACUGAGUCACGACAGAGAAGAAGGCAAGCAAGACAGACGAGACGAGAAAAGAGUAUUUUGAAAAAGAAAGCUUGCUGAAACAGUGAGGAAGAAAACAGUACCUCGGCAGCGAGCGAAGAAUGAAACUCAGCCUGAGCGCCAUCAGGAACGUUACGCCAGUGGAAAAUGGGCAACUGUGGUACUAGAGAGGAAUCGGCCGUUGUCACCAGUGCUCAAGUUCAGCAAUUACAAAACUUAUCUUCUUUACCUGUUAGAACGGAGAAGAAACAUAGUCGUUCUGUGUCAGAUCUGAGCGAUUCUUCUACUCCACGUAAUUUGGAGGAGUGUAGAAGCAAUGCUAUGCUUUAUACUCAUGUAAUUGCCUUCACUUUGUUCGAGCUCGAGACUAUCACCAAGAGUUUUCGCUCUGAUUAUAUUCUUGGAGAAGGUGGAUUUGGAACUGUUUACAAAGGUUACAUUGAUGAGAAUGUCAGGGUUGGUCUCAAAUCUCUCCCUGUCGCUGUAAAAGUUCUCAAUAAGGAGGGCCUUCAGGGUCACCGUGAAUGGCUUACGGAGGUGAACUUCCUCGGCCAACUUAGACAUCCAAAUCUUGUUAAAUUGAUUGGAUAUUGUUGCGAGGAUGAUCACAGGUUACUUGUCUAUGAGUUUAUGCUCAGAGGGAGCCUUGAAAAUCACCUGUUUCGAAAGGCAACUGUUUCACUAUCAUGGGCCACAAGAAUGAUGAUUGCUUUUGGAGCUGCCAAAGGGCUUGCAUUCCUUCACAAUGCUGAAAGGCCGGUUAUAUAUCGGGACUUCAAAACCUCUAAUAUAUUGUUGGAUACUGAUUACACAGCCAAGCUUUCUGAUUUUGGUCUUGCAAAAGCUGGACCACAAGGUGAUGAGACCCAUGUUUCAACUCGAGUGAUGGGUACAUAUGGCUAUGCUGCUCCUGAAUAUGUAAUGACUGGCCACCUCACUGCCAGGAGUGAUGUAUACAGCUUUGGAGUUGUUCUUUUGGAGCUUUUGACUGGUAGAAAAUCUGUUGACAAAACGAGACCAAGCAAGGAGCAAAGUCUGGUAGAUUGGGCCCGGCCGAAACUGAAUGACAAGAAGAAAAUGUUGCAAAUAAUUGACCCUAGAUUGGAAAAUCAGUACUCAGUGAGAGCAGCUCAGAAAGCCUGCAGCUUGGCAUACUAUUGUCUUAGCCAAAAUCCUAAAGCAAGGCCUUUGAUGAGCGAUGUAGUUGAAACGUUGGAACCUCUACAAUGUACAAACGAUGGUGGUAAUGAAGUCUCAUCAUCAAUUUCCCCUACCUUAGCUGUUAAUGGUGCUAAUGCUUUUGCAAUGGGAGGAGUUCCAGGUUACCGGGUACGUUCUAGAUUUGGCAAUAAUGUUGGUCCUGCUGUUAAUUGUCGAUCGCCAAAUCCAAAUUGUUCGCCCAGUGGACCUGCAGCAUGCAGGGUUCGAUGAAAAAGUUUAAGCAAUUGUGUACUGUUUGGUGUGCAGUUUCCUCUCCAACCCUUUGCUUCUUUGUGCUUACUGUACACUGUACUGUAUCACUUGGAACCCAAGCCCCCCCUAUAGCCAACAUGGUUGCUUGCGUCAAUUUUCUAAUUGUGUUCACCAGGGAAAUUUGCGUGUUAAAUAUUGUUCCUCUACAUAUUCAAAUUUUUUACUUCAAGGUGGAUUUGCUUUCUAAUGCUACUGCUGAUUUCGCGAAGAUGAUGACAUUUCUUAUGUGGGCUUCAGCAACUACUGAUAAUUUUGGGAUUUCAAUUCUUGAUUUUAUGAACAUGAAAACUUGCCACAAUUAUUUCACCAUCAGAUGCGUGUAAUUUUAAUUGCUUAUGUGAGAUGCGUGGGGUUGGAUCUGACCUAAAUUGGUUUGGUCUCAACUUGCUAUUAACCUGGUUUGAAUUUAAGGGGUUGUCAGAAAGUUGUAUGAAGAUUUAUUCUCUGUUGAUUUUUUAUCUUUUUCAA